Messenger RNA from Aspergillus chevalieri, 582 nucleotides. RefSeq lists its product as uncharacterized. NCBI's taxonomy places the organism in Eukaryota, Fungi, Ascomycota, Eurotiomycetes, Eurotiales, Aspergillaceae. The record is from RefSeq and is a predicted model, not a curated record. The transcript is spliced from 4 exons. Bases 1 to 582 code for a protein of 193 amino acids.
AUGACAGACCAAUUCGCAUACACAUACCCCUCACCAUUGGAGGGGUAUGAGAAUCUCGAACCACUCCCGGAAGAGAGAAACGAUGACGGAAAGUCUUUCAAGAAUCCGCAACAUGGGAUCUUGAGUAAGGCGUAUGAGGAAUUCCCGGAUCCUUUGUCUAAGGGACGACGGGGAGGGUUUGAUAUUCACAUCUAUCAUUUUCAGAACAACCCAGACCAAGUAACCUACGCAAGAGCUCUCUGGGAACGAAUCCGCCGGGAAUUCCCCGAACUCCGUAUCUACACCUUCUUCGACCGCCCCGUAGGCCCUCAUCCCGUCGCCAUGUUCGAAGUUAACCUUUUCACGCCCGCGCAAUUCGGCGCUUUCAUCCCAUGGCUGGUGAUCAAUCGCGGUCCGCUGAGUGCUCUGCUACAUCCGAAUACGGCUGAUUCGGAGGAGGAAAGGAAUCAUACGCAAAGAGCGACGUGGUUGGGGGAGAGGAUUCCGUUGGAUUUAAGAGUGUUUAAGUUGAUGAAGGAGAGAGAGAAGAGGGAAGAAGAGGAGAGGGAGUGGGAAAAGAAAGCUGUUGAGGGGAGGUUAUGA